AAAUAUAAAUACUCAACGAGUAAUACUGAUCAUGUCAGUUUCAUUUAAUUGUUCUUCGAGUUCGAUUGUAAUCUCAGAUUUAUACUCUUUGAAAAUUAAUAAUAAUCAUGAUUGUGUCAAAGAUUGGAGUUCUUUUCUGUGUACUUGCUGUUUAUCAAGUUAACUCAGCACCUGCUGUAGGACAACCUGAGUUUGAUGGAUCAUUCCAACGACAAUAUUUACCUUACAUCCAAGCAACUACCGCUGACGGUACAAAAACAAUAUUAACACCGCAAAAUCUACUUGAUUUGAGUACAAGAUUGCAAUCCGAAGGCUCACCAUCUACGACAACAUACGAAAUCAUUGGCAUCAAUGGAUUUUCUCGUAUUCUAUCUGACCAUCACUUGGAUCGUUUAGCAAAUCGUGAAGUAAUGGCGAUUGUAGACACUAAGAUGCUGAAUCAACCUGGCUUUGGACAUUUGUUCAUAACUGUUGACAGUGAGGGAACUUUAAAAACUUUUAUUUACAAUAUGAAUCUGAGUGAAGCCUUUGAAAAAGAGUCAGCAGAUGGAGGCUAUCCGCAUUCAUCAUCCGAGGGUUCUUAUCACCGUAGUCCAUCUCCAUCUUCCCAUACGUCUGUUGUUUCAAUUUAAAAGAAAUUACAAAUCGAUAAACUAGUGCUAAACUAGACACUUUUUCAAAUUAUGUAUAUUUAUAAAAAAUGUUUAAUUCAUUAGAUAUUAUGGUGGUGAAUAAAAAAAAUUUUUAAUUUUA
Messenger RNA from Microplitis mediator, 753 nucleotides. RefSeq lists its product as uncharacterized. The transcript has 2 exons. Bases 108 to 632 code for a protein of 174 amino acids. The record is from RefSeq and is a predicted model, not a curated record. Lineage: Eukaryota; Metazoa; Arthropoda; Insecta; Hymenoptera; Braconidae.